This is a messenger RNA of Argentina anserina (silverweed cinquefoil), 1936 nucleotides long. Its product is annotated as glucan endo-1,3-beta-glucosidase 1. The transcript has 4 exons. Bases 290 to 1876 code for a protein of 528 amino acids. Gene Ontology annotation, cellular component: plasma membrane. The record is from RefSeq and is a predicted model, not a curated record. Gene Ontology annotation, biological process: carbohydrate metabolic process. Lineage: Eukaryota; Viridiplantae; Streptophyta; Magnoliopsida; Rosales; Rosaceae. Gene Ontology annotation, molecular function: hydrolase activity, hydrolyzing O-glycosyl compounds.
ACCAACCUCUUUAAGAACCUUUCCCAAAUUCUACAAGGGCCAUUCCAGACAUUUCCCUCUCCACAACUCACUCACUGAUUCACUGCGUUCCUUUCUUCUCCACACUGAUUCAAUCUUCUUUAGGGCCAACAACCCAAAUCCCAGAAACAGAAACAAAUAUCUAUAAGAAGAAAGACAAGACACCCAACUCAAAACUUAGACAGGAAAAGCUUCAGAAGAUAAUGCAAGGUUCUUUAGCAGCUGAACCAGAGGAAAGAGGAAGCCAAUCUCAUCAAGCUCCUCCUCUCCCAUGGCAUUCACUAAGCUCCAUCUCCCAACCCUCUUCUUCUUCUUCCUACUCCCCCUAGUCAUCCUCCCCACUAAAGCUGAACUAUUCGCGAAUGUUAAGCAGCAGAUUCAGGACAACGAGUUCAGAGAGCCGUUCGUUGGAGUAAACAUAGGCACCGACGUCUCGAAUCUACUCACGCCAACCGAGCUGGUGUCGUUUCUUCAAGUCCAGAAAAUCACUCACAUACGUCUCUACGAUGCCGACCCUGACAUUCUCAAAGCCUUGGCUAAAACCAAGAUCCGGGUCAUCAUCAGCGUACCCAACAACCAGCUCAUCGCAAUCGGCUCCUCCAACACCACUGCAGCUUCUUGGGUCGGCCGAAACGUCGUCGCUUUCUACCCACAAACGCUCAUCACCGGCAUUGCUGUAGGGGAUGAAGUGCUCACCACUGUGCCGUCUUCGGCCCCAAUGCUAGUUCCGGCAAUUGAGUCUCUUUACAGCGCUCUAGUAGCUGCGAAUUUACACACACAGGUCAAGAUUUCGACGCCGAAUGCGGCGUCGAUUAUUCUCGACCCUUUCCCGCCUUCUCAGGCGUUUUUUAAUCAGAGCGUGACAGAGGUUGUGGUUCCUCUGCUUCGGUUCUUGUCGAAAACAGGGGCGCCUUUGAUGAUGAAUAUGUAUCCUUACUACGUGUUUAUGCAGAACAAGGGUGUUGUGCCUUUGGACAAUGCGCUUUUCAAGCCUCUGACGCCUUCGAAAGAGAUGGUGGAUCCGAAUACUCUGCUGCAUUAUACUAAUGUGCUGGAUGCCAUGAUUGAUGCUGCUUAUUUUUCGAUGAAGAAUUUGAAUGUGACUGAUGUUAUGGUGCUUGUUAGUGAGAGUGGCUGGCCGUCCAAGGCGGAUGCUAAGGAGCCUUAUGCUACUGUUGACAAUGCGGAUACAUACAAUUCGAAUUUGAUCAAGCAUGUGUUUGAUCGGAGUGGGACUCCUUUGCAUCCUGAGACUACUUCUAGUGUGUACAUUUAUGAGCUGUUCAAUGAAGAUUUGAGGUCUCCGCCGGUGUCUGAGGCCAAUUGGGGCUUGUUUUAUGGCAAUUCGAGUGCUGUGUAUUUGCUUCAUGUUUCGGGGAGUGGAACAUUUUUGGCUAAUGAUACUACAAACCAGACAUUUUGCAUUUCCAUGGAUGGGGUUGAUGGGAAGACUCUGCAAGCAGCUUUGGAUUGGGCUUGUGGUCCGGGGAGGGCUAACUGCACAGAGAUUCAGCCUGGGGAGAAUUGUUACUCUCCUAACAAUGUGAAAAACCAUGCUUCUUAUGCUUUUGAUAGCUAUUACCAGAAGCAAGGAAAGGCUGCAGGGUCUUGUGAUUUCAAAGGUGUAGCUUCCAUUACCACCACUGACCCAAGUAAAGGGAGCUGUAUAUUUCCUGGAAGUAAACACUCGAGCAAUGUAACAAGGCAGGUGGUGAACUCGACUCAUGUAAGUGGUGCAGCAGAGAGGUUAAAAUUCAUUGGCUUCAGCAGUAAAAGAGCAAGUGCAACCAGCUGGGUGUUAUAUGUAAUUUUUGUUGUAAUUUCCCCUAGUUUGUUAUUCUUUAUUCAGCUGAGGUAGAAAUUUUGAUUGUAUUAUUAUGACCUUAUUGUAUUUGUCGAUAAUCGGUAAUAAUUUGCG